This is a messenger RNA of Sphaeramia orbicularis (orbiculate cardinalfish), 384 nucleotides long. It is a transcript of the gene pmchl, whose product is annotated as pro-melanin-concentrating hormone, like. Lineage: Eukaryota; Metazoa; Chordata; Actinopteri; Kurtiformes; Apogonidae. The coding region runs from base 1 to 384 and encodes 127 amino acids. The transcript has a single exon. Gene Ontology annotation, biological process: chemical synaptic transmission; behavior. Gene Ontology annotation, molecular function: melanin-concentrating hormone activity; type 1 melanin-concentrating hormone receptor binding. The record is from RefSeq and is a predicted model, not a curated record.
AUGAGACAGUCGCUGAUGUGUUUCAUCUUCGCUGCAGCGCUCUUAUUUGAGUGCUAUGCGUUGUCUGCCGCCGUGCCUAUGGGCAGGACAGAGGAGAACUCAGUGGAGCAGGACGCCUUCACUUCGCUGCUGAGCGAAGAAACCGCCGAAAACAGCUUCAGCGACGCAGACGUGGCGAGCAGAAGCAGAGGGCCCAGGGUGAUCGUGGUGGCCGACCAGAGCAUGUGGAAGGAGCUGAGGAGCCUGCACGGAGGACAGCCCCUCUACAAGAGGAGAGCCGACGACACGGAGCACCGAGACCAGGACCUGAGCAUCCCCAUCCUGAGGAGGGACACCAUGAGGUGCAUGGUGGGACGGGUGUACCGGCCCUGCUGGGAGGUCUAG